Drechmeria coniospora is the source of this 3174-nucleotide messenger RNA. RefSeq names its product LAlv9 family protein. The record is from RefSeq and is a predicted model, not a curated record. The transcript is spliced from 5 exons. Lineage: Eukaryota; Fungi; Ascomycota; Sordariomycetes; Hypocreales; Ophiocordycipitaceae. Bases 1 to 3174 code for a protein of 1057 amino acids. Gene Ontology annotation, cellular component: cytoplasm.
AUGGCUGGCGAAGAGGACAUCGGCUCCCAGAACUCGGCCGAGGUACGUUCCAGUUUCACGCCUCUGGUCACCGUCAUCGGCUUUCAUCAUGCCCGUGGCCCCGAGGUCGAGAGUUGGUUCGGCGCCGACGAUGGCGUCGACCCGGCCGUUGCGUAUGACUGGGGUCUCCUUCCCUUCAUGGCUCUGAGCGAUGGAGCCCACGCUUCCGAGGAGGACUUCUCCUACUUUACCCUGCUGCGGCCAAGGACGGAGUCGUUGCCCGCCACUUCCCUCUUCGGCAUUUCAUGCACUCGGCAGCUCCACGCCUCGCAGCUCAUCAACCGACCGGCCGACGUCACCCGCUCGACCGUCCAGAAGGCUGUCGUUGUCAUCGCCGACAGCCCUCAUCUCUUUGGCAUGCUCCGCGAGCGACUCAGCAUUGUCACGCAAGCUUGGUUUGCCCAGCGUGAUUUCGCCGAUGCGGAAAUCUUGCGGCGGUUUCAGGAGAGUCUGGCCGAAGAAAAGGAGCGAGGCGUCACGAGCAAGGAGAUCGAUCGUGGUGAAUACCUCGGCAUGAGUCUGCGCGAACUCAUCCACGAGUUCAAGUGGCAAACCCUCGUCCUGCUCAAGUGCUGCCUCCUUCAGCCCAAGAUGCUGUUUUUCGGCUCCCGAUGUGACCGGCUUUGCAUGGUCCAAUUCUCUCUCAUUUCCUUGAUUCCAGGCCUCUUGCACAACCUGCAGGACUGCGCCGACCCCGAGCUGGCGAAUUACGAAAAGACGCUCGUUCGGGCGACGAGCCUGCAGAGCAGCAACCGCAGCUCUCUCUUGUCCUUCAUGGGACUCCCUCUGCAGAUCUUUGGCAAGGGUAGCUUUUUCGGCCCCUACACUCCCCUGCAGCAGCUCGACAUAUUGGCCGACCAUGGCACCAAGUCGUACCUCGUUGGCAGCACAAACUGCCUCUUGCUGCAGCAAAAGAACCGGUACUGCGACGUACUCAUCAACCUAGACGAGGACACGGUCAACGUCAUCUCGCCGUCACUGAAAUCGGCGUUGACGUUGACCGCCGCCGACCGAAGAUGGAUAGACUACCUGACGCAAGAGAUCAACGAGACAUGGGACGAGGCGAACCCCAGCAGGCCCAGCACGAUGAAGUACGUCGGAAGCGAAGAGUUCAUUCGAUCCCAGUUCGAGUCGUACAUCUUGGGCUUGAUAUCCGCAGUCAAGUUCCACAACUUCCUCGCCGCCAACCCGGAAGACGCCAAGGGACUCGGAGCCAACGACGACCCAGCCACGGAUUUCGGCUUGGACUGGGUAAACGCCUGGAUUCGCACCGAAAACUACCGCAUUUGGAACGACGUCACCGAUUCGAACCUGUUUGCCGUCUCGGAGCCGAAGCACCCCUGCGCUGGUGGCCUUACCGUCGAUGACGUCCAACGACGCAUUGCCGAGCAGGUCAAGGAUCUUCAUCUCGAUGAGCGCUUCGCCCAAGGCCGCGAAAUUCUGGGGCGCAACAUUGCAGUCGGCCGCGAGAAAGCUUCCACCAUGUUCAACAAGCUGUACUCGGACAUGGAAUACUUGCGCGAGUCUCAGCGACGCAGAGGCGAUGAUGUCAAGACCGAAAACGUCAAGUCCCUUGACGAGAAACAACAGGCGGCCCAGUCGAUGGGCUCAAGGGCAACCGCUUACAUGUCUAGCUGGGCCAGCUGGGCAGGCGAGAAACGCAAGACGGGCGGCUGGGGCCAGGGCUGGGGCAAGAAGCCAUCGCCUAAGCCAAGCCAGACUACUUUCACGGCCAGCAGUCCCGUCGGAAAGGGUAAGCAGGUAGGCAGCUCGCCGCGACAGGAAAAGGUCACAUCGACGGACUACUCCCCCAAACGACCGCCAACGCAAGCGAGCUUUAGCGAGAGCAUCCUCUCGGAAGCGAGAAAAUCGCACGACGCUCCUAAACGGCCGCCGACGCAGGCGAGCUUUAGCGAGAGCAUCCUCUCGGAAUCGAGCGAAUUACACGAUGCUCCUAAACAGUCUCCGGCGCAGGCGGCCUUUAGCGAGGUCCUCCUCUCGGAAGGGAACGAAUCGCACGAAGCCCCUCCGUCCCCGAAGACAGCGCGGGAGACUCAAACGACGGGUGCCGCCAAAGCAAAGGACACGGACACACCGGCGGGGAACGCAAAAUCUCUAGCUGUUGCCGGGAAGAACGAUGGGUUUCAAAGUCAGGAGGUUGUCGGCACCUCGACCGUGCAUCACGACAUCACGGUGGACGCUACGAAUGAGGAUACCGCGAAGAGGGACAUUGCGAAAGAGAAUUCCACGAAGCCGGACUCCAAAGUUGAGGAUGACGUGACGAGGGACACCACGACAUCGGAUUCCACGAUGGGGAAGACUACGGGCGAGGUUUCCACGAUAGGGGGUACCACCAACGACGAGGAUGCCAUGAUGGAGGACUCGGCAAAGGUGGAUGUCACGAAGCAGGAUGCCACGAAGGACGCCACGAAGCAGAAUUUCACGAAGGAUGUCACGAAGGAGGAUGUCACGAAGGAGAAUGUCACGAAGGAGGAUGUCACGAAGGAGAAUGUCACGAAGCAGGAUGUCACAAAGGAGGAUGCCACGAAAGAGGAUGUCAUGAAGCAGGAUGUCACGAAGGAGGACUCCAAGAAUGAGGACUCGACGAAGGGGGACUCUUUGAAGGAGAUCUCUUUGAAGGAGGACUCAAUCAAGGAGCAAUCUUUGGAAGAGGACUCAAUCAAGGAGAAAUCUAUAAAGAUGGACACUAUAGAGGAGAGCUCUAUGAAAGAGGACUCCGUGAAGGAGGACUCUGUAAAGGAGGACUCUAUAAAGGAGGACUCUGUAAAGGAGGACUCCGCGAAGGAGGACUCUGUAACGGAGAACUCUAUAAAGGAGGACUCCAAAAAAGAGAAUUCCGUGAACGAAUCCUCUUUAAAGGGGGACUCUAUGAAGGACUCCAUGAAGGAAGACUCUCCGGAGGACGACUCUAUGGAGGAAGACUCCAUGGAGAAGGACCCCACGAAGGGGAACACGGCGAAUGAGGAUCCUACCAAGGAGGAAUCUACGAACGAGGAUGUCAUAAAGGCAGAUUCCACAGACGAGGACGCCACCAAAGACGUCGUGAAGGAGGACACAGCGAACAACGAUGCCUCGAAAGGUGGGGACGCUCAAGAGAAGGAAACGCAUGGAUGA